Lagopus muta (rock ptarmigan) is the source of this 17116-nucleotide messenger RNA. RefSeq names its product metastasis associated 1 family member 3 (gene MTA3). The record is from RefSeq and is a predicted model, not a curated record. Gene Ontology annotation, molecular function: transcription corepressor activity; sequence-specific DNA binding; histone deacetylase binding. The coding region runs from base 415 to 2328 and encodes 637 amino acids. Gene Ontology annotation, cellular component: nucleoplasm; NuRD complex. The transcript is spliced from 19 exons. Gene Ontology annotation, biological process: negative regulation of transcription by RNA polymerase II. NCBI's taxonomy places the organism in Eukaryota, Metazoa, Chordata, Aves, Galliformes, Phasianidae.
CCGAGCACAGCAGACUGCUUGUGAAGACACAAAGCGUGCUCUUGGGUCGCAUCCCGCUCUUUGUAGGGAAACAAACCCUCUCCCAGUCGACCAUCAACAGGUGCUGCGCGCACACGUGUGCCAAACUUUCCCCCAGCUGCCGCAAGUAGCUGCCCACGGGAAGAACGAAGCCGUUUGGCUGCGGGGAACAAAGGCCCAAGAGGGGCACAAACAGUCACAACGCGGCAAGGGUACUCGGCAGCAGUUCGCCGACUCCUCGGGGGUGCGGCCGCAGAUUAUGUUUAUUUUGAAAAUUCCUCCAGCAAUCCGUAUCUCAUUAGGCGAAUUGAAGAGCUUAACAAGACUGCUAAUGGAAAUGUGGAAGCGAAAGUGGUGUGCUUCUACAGGAGAAGAGAUAUUUCCAACAGUCUCAUAAUGCUUGCAGAUAAGCAUGCUAAAGAAGUUGAAGAAGAGUCUGAAACUACAAUUGAGGUUGACUUGACUGAUAAACAGAAACAUCAGCUGAAACACAGAGAGCUCUUCCUUUCUCGUCAGUAUGAGUCUCUUCCGGCAACUCACAUCAGGGGAAAAUGCAGCGUUGCACUUCUGAAUGAGACAGAAUCUGUGUUGUCGUAUCUGGAGAAAGAGGAUACUUUUUUUUAUUCAUUGGUGUAUGAUCCAUCACUGAAAACGCUUUUGGCAGACAAAGGAGAAAUCAGAGUGGGGCCCAGAUAUCAAGCAGAUGUGCCUGACAUGCUUGCAGAAGGAGAAUUAGAUGACAGAGAACAGGCAAAGCUGGAAGUAAAAAUAUGGGAUCCAGAUAGCCCCCUUACAGACCGUCAGAUUGACCAGUUUUUAGUUGUAGCACGUGCGGUCGGCACGUUUGCUCGGGCAUUGGACUGCAGUAGUUCUGUCAGGCAACCUAGUUUACACAUGAGCGCGGCUGCUGCUUCCCGAGACAUCACAUUGUUUCAUGCAAUGGAUACAUUGCAUAAACAUAACUAUGAUUUGAGCAGUGCCAUCAGUGUUCUGGUGCCACUUGGAGGACCUGUCUUGUGUAGAGAUGAAAUGGAAGAAUGGUCAGCAUCAGAAGCUAGUUUGUUUGAAGAGGCAUUGGAAAAAUAUGGAAAGGACUUCAACGAUAUUCGACAAGACUUUCUCCCUUGGAAGUCGCUGACUAGUAUCAUUGAAUAUUACUACAUGUGGAAAACUACUGACAGAUAUGUGCAGCAGAAACGUCUGAAAGCGGCUGAAGCAGAAAGUAAAUUGAAACAAGUAUACAUCCCCACCUACAAUAAACCAAAUCCCAAUCAAAUAUCCAGCAACAAUGGGAAACCUGCUACGGUCAAUGGAGCAAUGGGAGCCUCUUACCAGGCACAGGCCUCACUAAUAGGGAGGGCUUGUGAAAGCUGCUAUACUUCACAAUCUCACCAGUGGUACUCUUGGGGUCCUCCUAAUAUGCAGUGUAGAUUGUGUGCUUCUUGUUGGAUUUAUUGGAAGAAAUACGGUGGCCUGAAAAUGCCCACACAGACAGAUGAAGAUAAACUCUCUUCCAGCCAACCUGCAGAGGAAUCCCAUGUUAGAACUCAUAUGUCCCGGCAGGCCACACAAGGAACUCCAGUUCGUAACACUGGAAGUCCAAAGUCAGCUGUGAAAACACGCCAAGCUUUCUUUCUUCACACAACGUGCUGGACAAAACUUGCCCGUCAGGUCUGCAAAAAUACCCUUCGGCUGCGGCAGGCAGCAAGACGUCCCUUUGUUCCUAUUAACUGUGCUGCCAUUAAGGCAGAAUAUGCAGAUCGGCAUUAUGAAAUUGCUGGAAAUCCUCUGAAGAUCAAAAGCACCAGAAAACCACUGUCAUGUAUCAUUGGGUAUUUAGAGAUUCACCCUGCAGCGAAACCCAAUGUAAUCAGAUCAACACCAAGCCUUCAAAGUCCAAGUACAAAACGACUGCUUGCACCCUCCAAUCACUCUUCACUAAGUAUUUUAGGAAAAAGGAACUACAGCCAUCAUAAUGGUCUUGAUGAAUCAUCCAGCCACUCUACAAGAACAAUAAUGCAUGCUGCUCCCCGUGUUCAUAUAACUAAUGGUAAGGCCUUGCAAGCCAGUGCAAGUACCAUUAAGACAAGCGCCAUUCCAGUGAUAAAGAGACAGCGGCAAAAUUGGCUUGAUGCUUCAGAUGAUGGUUUCUUUAUAGCCACGGAAGAGACCAGAAAAAUCCGUAAGAAGUUUACCAAGUUGCAGCUGAAAAGAGCUUCCAGAACACCUUGUUCUCCAAUUCUUGUGAAGACAAAAUCUCUCAUGAACAAUAGGCAGGCACGAAUAGAGCCGAGAACCAUCACGCACUGAAGACACAACAGCAUCAGCAACAUAAUUAUGUUAAAAUCUUGUUUAAUUGUGAACACAGAUACAACGUGACCUUCCACAUUUUCAGGACCUAGAUGGACACUGUGGCUGGGUUCUGUGUUCUGGUCAGGAUCCAACAGUAGCCCUUGUUCUCCUUUGUCUCUGUAAGGGCUACUUAAGGUUUGCUGUGCAGGCCUAUUGAUGAUUGUCCUGCUAUCUCCCCCACUUCCCCUCGUCACACUUGGAUGGUCAGAGAGGAACUAUUCAUACUGACCGCAAGGAAGAAAUAUGGAUGCAGUGUACCCCUCACAAUUUUGUCUAUGCCUUCUAGUGGUGUGAUACAGAAAUAAGCACCUUUAAAAACAAUUGCAGUGUCUUUGUAACAGGAUUUAGCCUAUAGGAGUCAGCAUCUUCAAAAAGUGCUGCAGACUUCAAAUGUUUGAAUUUUUUAGUAUUGGCUUGAAUCACUUUGGAUUUGAUUUUCUGAUCUGCUGAGCAACCAGAGGCUGGAAUGAGGAGUUGUUCAGCACUUCUGAAACUUGGACCAAAUUAGGUAGUGCUCAGAAUUAGUGGCCCAUUUUAAAAUGCUGACCAUAUUAACUUUGGUUAAAAUCCUAGAAAGUAUCAUGUGUGGCCAUGACCAUCUGGCUGGUAUGGUUAUCUAUAUAUUUGCAAGCAUCCACCUAUUUGUUUGGGGAUUUUUAGCAUUUCUUGAAGUCUAUUUUGAACAGUCAAAGCCAGCAGAAUGCCAUUCCCAGGAAAACAUGAGGAAAUAAGAGUAUUUCCUAUUAGCAAUGACUCUCCACUAAAUAAUUACUACAUUUUUAUACAUAUGGACAAGAAAGUUGUCUUGCUGUAGAAUGCUUUGAAAUUCAUACUUGUAAGGCUACAGGUGGAGACUUACCAUGGAGAGAUGAUGUGCCUUUUGUAACUACUUGUAGGAAGCUGUCAGUCCCCCUGAAAGUGGGAAUGGCAACAGAGGCAGGUCUUUUUUCUACUCAGGUACUUACAGGUGAAUAAUCUCUGCCCUACUUUGAGAUCGAGAGGCAAGCAGUGUGUAGCACUGCUGUGUAAACCUAAGCUGAGAUAUACUGAUUAUCUUAAGCAAGGUAUGUCUUUCAAUAGAUUUUGUUUCCAUAUGGCUUUUAACAGAUAGUCAGACAAUGAACGCAUCACCAUAAGCUGGAAUAAACUUCAAGAUGUUUUUUCUAGUUCUUUACUAGGUAACUCUAGCGGCACUGUAUUAUCUGGCUAUGGAUAUAUGCCCAGCUCUGUGGUUAGAAAGAUGAAGGUGUAAGUAGUAUCUCGUACCUCUUGGUGAUUCCCCCCCUUCCCCUUCCUGAAAUAUACACCCCACGCUAUUUACAGUUUCAGUCUGAAAGAUCAUCUGUGAUACCAGCCUGUAACUAGCCAUGCUGACCAUGUCAGAUUUUGAACACUUGAGACAGUCACCCAGACGCUUCCUCGAGAAAGAAAGCACACUGACCUUCUGAAGGAACUUGAUUUUACAGAGUGACGGAUCCAGGUCUUGUCCACUGUCCUUCACCAGCAAGCGAAGGGUGAGUAAGGAGGAGAGAUUUGGACCUGAAAUGUUUCUAGUACCCUGAGCACCCUACUGAAUGUCACUGAUUGGGAAUCAAUUGGAGAAGACCUGGGAUUCAUCCGCUUACAGAUUUUUUUCCAGGAGCCACUGAAGUGUGCAGCCCUGGGAUUCUCUUCUAUCCACACGAUCUGCUUUUUCCUCACAACAGGAGAGUAUUUCAUCAGGUACUGAACAGCCACAACCCAUUCUUAUUAGAAAAAUUGCCUUUAUUAACUGCGACAUAUGGAAACACCUUCUGCAUAAUAGCUUUCUCACCCAUUAAAAUAAAGAAAGCAUGAUUAUUCAGCAAUCUAUUUGACUGAAAGUAUGAAAAACAUAAGCAGAAAGUGCUUUGCCUCCCUCAGGCACCCCUGAAAUCACACACAACAGACUCAUUUUCAAAGUGUCUUUUGCUGUAAGGUGAUGGAUAUCUUUUUUACCCUGCCUUAUUAAGCCUGUACUCGAAUUAUUUCAGUCAGUGUGCUACAGUGUCUAGCCAGUAUUUUGUAAAAUCCUCGUGUGUUUCUGCCUUUGACAAAAGUAUUAGUAUUUGUAACAGUCCCUUGUGACAUCAUUUUUUUUUCUGUCCCUCUGAGGAGUGAGAGAUUCAUAACGAUUCCCUGUUAUGCAGCUUGAUGCAACUUAACAUAUUCUGCAUCAAGCAUCCAAGGUAAGGAAGAGUUCUCCCUUGCAGCUUCAAGCCAAGGGAAUUCAUCAGGAAGCAGAAGUAAUGCUGUGACCCUGCCUGGCAGAGUUGUGCCACUGGUCACAAUAGCCAACAGCCAACACUUGCAGAGGUUUAACGCAGUGGAGACUGUUCACUGAUAUAACACUGAUAUAACCAUCCUCAAACUGCUUUGCAUGCAGCUGCAUGGAGACCUUCCUUCCUCUAAAAUGCACACAGUGCACAGAGAAACUGCACGCCGCGUAUCGCACCUUUGUCUUUACAUGCUCUCUCUCAAUCUUACCCUUCCUGUGAGAUGUUCUCCAGGGAUGGAUGCAGAAUUUACCUGUGAAUUUCAACAGAAAGCAAUGAUGGAAGAUUAGGUGAAAAUAUGUUCCCGCUUCAUUUGACUUCUCUAGAAAUUGUGACUGUUCUUUCCGCAGCAUCUCGCAAUUCCAUGCUAUCUGUUGAGUUGAAUUUUGGUUUUUUUUUCCUGCUGACCUUGAGCGAAGAUGGCACAUUCCUGUGUAAGUUAUAACAGUACUGUUUUUAUCAAGCUUCUCAAGCUAGUUAUUUUAAACCUAGCUAACAUAUCUCAGUCAUCAACAAUGACACUGACUAUAAACAUAUGCCUCAGAAGCAAGGACAAGACAUUUGGUUCUUAACAUGGAUGUGAGCAAGAAAAUCUAGGCAGCUUCAGUACUGUGUUUGCAAUAUGAUUUAUUUUCUUGUUAGCUAAAUAAGAAAGCUAUCAUCUGAAAAACCACGUCUCCCUUUACAACUACAGAGUUCAAAAACCAUGCAAAAUACAUGCUCAUUUUUUUGUCCAGAGGUCUCAUAUAAAGAGGAAGAAGAUUUUGUUAAAAUUCAAAUGUCCAUGUUACCAAUUUCAAGUAUGUAGCUAAUCUGCAGUCUUGAAAUAUUUAGUAUAUUUUUUUAGAUUAUUUUUCAAGGUUAUGACUUGGUCAAGGAAGCUUUGGUUAUGUAGGAUGGAAAAAUGAGAUCUGGGAAUACUUGAAAUACAUUGGCGACAUUCCACCUACAUCCUAAAUUGGUUUUUUAUUUUGAUCAAAAGCAAAUAUUUGUUUCUGUAGUUCAAAACUUACAGCAUGAUACAAGAAAAUGGGGAUUAAAAAUGAAAAGAACGAAUGAGUAGAAAAAGAAUGAACCAGAGUCGGCACUUAAAAGAUGCGCACCUUUUAUUAAACUGAAGCAAGCCUUUUUUUUAAUAAAUAUCAUUUUAACCUAGGCACUUUCGUAAUUAUAAAGUUACAGAUAAAGUGGAAUGGCUGCGUAGUAGUUUCUGGUAUAGUCACAGCAUUAUAUCCUACAGCCUUGUGUAGAGAACAAUUAUACUCCUUCUGAAAUAUUAUAUUGCAAAAUACAAUAUCGUAGACACAGUGCAUUUGUAUAUGUGCAAUGCUGUGGUAAUGGAAGUCUGUUAGAAUCCUCUGGAAAUGUCAGCAAAAAUAUUUUUGUUUUACAUUUCUUCUUGAAGGUCUUUUAUGUAAACCCGUGUCUUCAUAAACCAGAGUGGGUGUCAAAAGUUUAUAUAACUGCAGAGUGGAAUUUUUUGGAGUAAGUCAGGACUUUUUUAUUCAAAUGUUGCAUGUAGAGGGAGGAAACCUAAUUUUGGAAUACAUGAGUUUUGGGUAAGAGUUUUCAGAUUGUACUAUGCAAUGAUCAACACAGAUUUGCAGAGUAUGCUCCUGUUGCUCAUAAAGGCUUAACAGUUGUUACUGAAAUACAGUAUUGAAAAUUAAAAAGAGAAGCAUAAAAAGCUGUCAUUUUUAGAAUUCUUUAAAUUCUUUAGAUUGCAAGUGAAUUUCUCAAAGGAAUGGUAAAACUGGGAGGAUCAAUGCUGAAUAUUUGAGGAUGUGGAGCACCUUAGAAUGAAAUAUAUUACUGUCUGAUUUGCAUUAAAGUGUCUUUGUGCACAAGCAUUAUGACUCUUGGUCCUUUUUGCAGGAAAAAAAUGUAUGCAUUGACACUAUCUUACAGGCUGUUCAGUAAACAACAAACUGAAAUGUGAUGAACUUUUAAAACUGCACUGGCGUUAAAGACACAAAUACUUGUCUGUGGAUAAAGAGAAAAGAUUCAGAAGGCAGUGAGAAAGAGAAACAUGAGGUAUUGUUUAUUGUUCAUUGUAUUGGAACUAGAAAAAUGGUUUGAACCAGGUUUGAACUGAAAUCUUGGAAAAGGAACUGUUACUAGAAGAUACAGUGUGCAUUACAGUCUUCAGUGCAUUGACAUUGGCAUCCAAACUUUGCAGGUCAGUAUUAGUGUCAAAAAAUUACACUGCUUUCAAUUUGGUUGUCAAUUUGGUUGCACUUAGAACUGGUUACUUCUAUGAGAAUAUGGGAUAUAAACUGGAUAGUUUUCUUUACUAAUGUGCAAAAUAAUUUCCUCAAUUAUGGUGGAUAGGUGUUGUUUUGCUGGUUUUUUGUUUCGGUUUGGUUUGGUUUUUUGCAGAGGAGGACAUCCACACACUGGAAUUCUAACAGGACUGCUGCUUCACAGGUUUGUCCAAGGCAAUUCUUUCCAUCUCGUAAUUGCCCCAUCUAUCCUGGAGGCAUCUGUAAAUUUUGUUUCAAGUGCUUGCAUUAGAAUGGAUAUUCUUUGUCAUCCUCUCCUGCCAAGAGGCGUAGGCAGAUUCCAAGUCCAAGUAUGGUGUUUGGGUUUAUUUGGGAUGAUAAAUUACAUAUAUCAAUUCUUCUGGGUAAGCAACAAUGGUAGUGAGGAGGAGAUGAUCUCUGGACAUAGUUCUUUGCUGGGGUUGCUGGGAAAAUUGGCAUCUCUUUAACCAAGCUAGGAAUAAGCCACAAUCAAAAAGCAGGAGGUCUGAGAUGCUCAUCUGUUCCACUAGUGCAGAUUUUUAUGAGCCCAUCAUGCAGGCUCUAGUUCAUAACUGGUGAAAAUGCAUAGCUAAUGAAAAAAACACUAUGAAAAAUAGUGUUUUGUAGCUGAGAAUUUGCUCUAUCAAAUAGAUGUUAUUGUGCUCUUUGUGGCUGCUGUAGUUUUCAUAGAAAUAAAUAGGAAGUCUUACUUUUGGAGAGACCUUCUUUGUAAGUUAAGCAGGGGAACUUUAUGAAAAUGAAAUCUAUUUGUUACUACUAUUAUGGUAGCGUCUAGACAUCAGGGCAAAGCACUGUCUCUGACCAGUAAGUUUUUCAAAUAAGCACUCAAAUCAAAGUCCAGUCUGUGUAGAUGGAAGAAGUAGAGUUGAUAUGUCAGCAACAUUAUGUGAUGUGCACAUUUGUUUUCAACUGGCUUGAUAGAGCCUUGUAAAGAACAAAAUCUCCUGCAUGAAAUAAAUUUCAGUCUUUAUUGCCUAAAGCAAGAGAAUGAGAGGAAAGGGUUAGAGCCAGAUUUUGAUGCUGCUUCACUUCCUAUCGAGUUAGAGAUUCAUGGCUGUAGAAUCUCUUCCCAAAAUAAGGGGACUUCACAGGUACAUCUGUGAAGCUAAAAAGUAAGUUAAGCAUGUACAAGCUUAAAAUAGCAAGACAUAACAUAAUAGGUCACUGAAUAUAGUUUUUUUAUUUGUUACAUGGCUGUAACUGUACGUGGCUGAAGGAUUGGACUGUCUUUCAAGCAGUCCUUUCUCUUCCCAGUUCUCUGUUUGCUUUUACUGCAUUCAUCUAGCUGUUGCACUAGUGCCAUUUCUGCAGCCUCAUAGUUGCAUACUGUGAGAAGGAACAGCUAAAAUAAUUUAUUGGAGCAGAUGCAAUGAAAAUUGGGGGAUGAAUGACUCCACAUUUGUUUUCUUUCCUUCAUUUGGCUGGGCACUUAAAAUAUGUGUGAUUUUUUUUUCCUCAAAUUUUUAACUUUUCUGCAGUCAUUAAAAACAGAGACAAAGUAGACUAUUUCCCCACAAAGUUUCCAGAUUUGGGAGCACCAGUUUGUACAGAGAAAUGCAUUGAUUCAGGGGGAUUUCCAUUAGCAUUUUGGUCUCUUAACAAACAGUGAAUCUAAGCAAACUUACCCUGAAUGCCUUUGAUCCUUUAGGAAAUGCAUUUAAUCCAUAAGGCACCUGCGUCCAUGGUCUGCUUGCAGGAGCCUGACUCGGUUCUAGCCAUUUGUUAAUCCAGCCCUAGUGCCUGUUUUUCCUGUUUGCAAUAGUAGGCAAAGUAUUGAUUGGUCUUUCCGAGAGGGUUAGACUCCAUCCUGCAAUUUGUACACAGUUUAGGCGUGGUUAAAUAAAUUCUCUCAUUCUGGGACUAAAGCAGGUUUCUUAGCAAUGAUGGAAUUUGUAGCUUAAGAAAUGGUUGAGACUAGCUGAGGACUCUGGAGGUGCUCCUAUUCCACUGCUGCACAACCAGAAUAUGCACCAGCUCUCUUAUUUAAUGGCUUAUUUGGAUCCAUUCCCCUUCUAAGUUCAGGCACCCUCAUCCUGUCAUGCUUCCUUUAAUGCUCAUCUCUGUCUGUGACUUUUAACUCACUUUUCAGAAUGAUGUCAAGGGAGAUUAUAAUUAAGAAGAUGCUAUAACCACCUAGAAGUUUUUGCUCCCUCAUCCCUCCAUAAUUUUCAAGUUUAAGGCUGUUUUAUCUUCUAUUACUCUUUCCCUUACACCUUUGUUUAUUUUGGUCUUUCCUUUACUGAUGAAGAUUAAUCUAAUAUGCUCAGGUUUUACUUGAAAUAUGAUAAUCUUCAAAGUCACAAAUUUGUACCUACUAGGGUGGAGGGCAAUAAACCUAGAUAAUGUGCUGGCCAAAUAGAAUUCUAAUCCAGACUAAUAUUUCAAGUCUCUUCAGUUUAUUGGGUGUUUGGAGCCACCAUUCUGUACUGUCUGUUCUAAAGUCAGGAGCUUGCUGCAAACUUGGGGUCUCAACCUAUUUGGCUUUUUAUCCUUCCCUGAGGCUUAAAGGAGUUCUGCUUCAGGGUUUGGCUCAAGUGUGUCUAUUAAGCAUGCCUUGCCAGACUCUAAUUAGACCUACUACUUGAAUGCUGAGUAGCUUUCUUCUGUUUACUAUUUGCGUGGAUUAAAUUUGAUAGAUUUCAGUAGAAGAAUAUAAAUGAAGUGACUGUCUAGCUCUGGAUUUCUUCCAUCUUCCCUUGAUGCACUAAUAAGAAUCAAUUGCAGUUGCUUAUUAUUUUUAAGUAGCAGUUAAUUUGAGAAAACCUGAUUCAUUAGCUCUUUUCAUUUUGCUGAUUUGAUUUCAGCCUUCUGCCCAUCUGGGCCAACCUACAUAGAUGGUUCUAAAACCAGAGUGAAAACAUCACUGAAAUUGAAGAGACAGCCUGACGACCCAGCAAGGUGCUGUCUGUAACAGCAGGCUCUGAACCUCUGUUCUUAUGGGUAUAAUUCCCAAUAAAAGGAGAGGUAUUAUUCUGCAUUCAUUCUCCCAUUCAAGCAUUUGAUUCUCUGUAUGUUCAAAUCUGGGAACAGUGUGUAUGACUGCAUAGCUGCGUAGAUAAAUUACUUCCUGAGUAGAUCAGUUAUCCUCUCUGGGGAUGUUCCAGAAAAUCCCACUCUCACCAUAGGAACUGUACAAUUAAUCUCCAUGGUCGCAUGAUGCUUCUAGAAACAUCCUUAUGGUCAGUGUCCUGUAUCUGUACAAAUCCUCUUGAAGUUAAUAAAGAAUCCUGAUUUAGGAUUGUAUUCUAAGCUUGUAAGCUCUUUAGGUUAGGGCUAAUAUUUUCCUGCAAUUAUUAAAAUAUAUAUAAAUAUGUACUUUUAAGAUGAAUAGCUUUGCAGAUGUGCCUACGGUAUUUAUUUAAGAAAAAGAGAGUGGUUCAGAACCUGGUGGGAGACAUAGGGUUGUCUUAGCCCUGGAUGCAGGAGAAGGUAUCACCACGGCAGUUUCUACAGGUGUACUGUUGUGUGACAUGGGGAAGAAAAGGGUGUAUUCCUCUGUUCUGAAUUAAGGGGCAGAAAAGGAUGACUAUCUCUUAGUGUUCUCCCUGCAUUUAAAUCUAGGCUGAUUCCUAUUCAUAGCUUUUAAUUUUUUUUUUUUUUCACAUCAUAGCAAAAAGACAGUAUAAUACAGUGAAAGACACUGGAUGGUUCUAUGUGGAUGAAACAUUGCUUUUUUUCAUUAUACAGAGGGAAGUUAAAACGUUAUUUGUAGAGGAUGAAGGUGAACUUUGCUCAUGAUUUUAUGAACUUCUUUAUUGCACAGUUCUCUUUGUGCAAAUAGCCCUUGACACUCUCUUGCCUUUUGUUAUUUCCAGCAGAUUGGAGUCAUUUGUUUGUUUCAGCUGAAGUGUGACAAAGCUACAGGUGAGAGCUAAAAAGAAUCAAGAUCACUUUCACGUUUUGUGCAAAUAUUUAGAGGGACUUGUGAAGUUCUGUUAUAUUCAAUUAAUUUACUUCCUACCUUCUUUUCCCUUGAAUAUUAGUUUGCAUUUCUGUAAAAUGUUCCAAAAGUGGAGCUGGUAGCUGGACUAAGCUAAGGCUGUGGGGUUCACUUUAACACUCAUGCUGACUGAAGAUGUCACCCUGGAACAGCUACUCACUACUGAUCUUCCGCUGGGGAUUUCUGCCCUCUCUCAGCAGGAAGAAUAGCGUGGACUCUGCAGUUUUCUGCUUCAAAAUCAGCCUGAAAAUCAGGAUUAACUACAUGGUAUUUUCUGAAAAGAAAGAAAGGUGAUUGAAGUGAAUCCACUAACAAGGAGGGAGGGGAGCAGAGGGAGCUCUGGUGGCCAUGGAUGACAAACAGCACAGGUCAGUGGUAUCUUCAACUACACGACUACAUUUGGAAGAAGAGAUCUGUGCACAGCCUAGCUCAGCCUCUAGCUUUACCCACAGAAUUAUUAAACUUGCAGAAAUAAAUAUUGCAUUAGGUUUUUGGAAAAGUAGAAAUGAUCUCAAAUCAAUCAAUGCAAUGCCAUCAGUCUGACUUGAGGAUCUGUGUUUCUGACUGCCUGCAAUUAUCUGCCUUUGACUAAUCCAGCAUUGACAUCUGUGUCUCUUCUUCACCUAUUUUGAGUUCUCACUUGUGCCUGAUUGUGACCAUUCUUGUUCAAUCACUGCCAAUUCAGAAGUAUCUAUCAGUCUCCAGCCAGGACUGGAUACCUAUUAAAAAAGUGUAGACAUUGAAUUGCUUAGUCCUUUCUCUCUGUGCUGCUUGAAAAGAGCCUGACUUGCUCAACAUUCAGACUACAGCUAGUAUAAAGGUCAGGAACGUAUUUGGUACAAUUUAUCUGUUUGAAAUGUCAAGUGAUAUGAUAACUUUUCCAUGAAAUAAUAGGUUAAUCCAAUAUGAUCAUUGACAAAGAAAUAAUCCUAUUUUCAGAUGUUUCUGUUUCAUACUGUCAUGAACACAGAUACUGAAUUUCUGAUGGAUGAAGAAACUCAUUUUCUAUGUUGUUUGUAUGUAAGUUGCUCCGAAAGUAAUACCUCCUAUUCAUUUCCAUGGAAUGUAGAACUGAUACAAAGAGGACAACAGCUCUAUUUGAUAGAGCACAUUUUUAGCUGCAAAAAAAUUGUUUUUCUACAUAGUCACCACCACUAGCCGAUUUGCAUGGAUCAGCUGAUUUAGAUGCUCUUCAUUUAAUGGUACAACUGCUGUGCGUGGCCUUCUGGAACUUAGCUUGUUUUUCACACUGCUGUUGGCACAAUUGAAAUGCACCACCCAUCACCUCACUGUGCUCACAUCCACUGUUUUGUCUCCAGAAACAUUCAAUACAUUUCCAUGAAUGUCAGUGGAUGCAAUUAUUUCUGCAUGGAGGAAUUCAGUGACACACCUUUGCUUCAUACACACUUCCAUGUCACAUGCCAUCAUGUCAGACUGCCCCUCUGCUGCCAUCUGUCACACAGCAACAAAAUGCAAUGGAAUAUUGGUGGGAAGGUUCAACCCCUACUGCCAUGUCACCAAAAUCCGUCUCUGACAUCAUGUGCCAACAGAAUAAGAUAGGAAGCAUUACUUUCGGAGCAUCCCUUGUAGCAGUGUACUUAUACUCAUGGAAUUCAUUCAGCUUUCAGUGGAGCAGGAUGCUGCAAGGGCCUGUCUGCAAAACUUUCAUAAAUAUGCAGUGGAAAAUCAGUAGUAAUUAUGAAGCAAGUCAGUGAAGUACAAUUUUAGUAAAAUGCUUUAUGGUCAGCAUAGAGGACACUCAGGUAAAUAGGCAUAUUUUCCUGAUUUCUUGUUAAACGCACUGCAAGGGAAAAAUACGGAUUUUGGUAGUCUCAUGCAAAGUUUCUGGAACUCGUUGCCACUCAUUUUUUAACUUGAGCACCAUCUAGUGUGCAUAAGAACAAUUAAAAAAAAAAUAAAUAGAGGACCAGCUCUUUAGGGCAGUUAGCUGUGAAAGCUCAGACAGGUUGUCAGUGUCAAAAGGUAACAAGCACAUCUGACGUUGUCCUGCUAACUUAUAGUAAAACAAGUUUCAAAUUACUUAUACAUUCUUAUGGGCACCACAGCGCUUUAAUUUGUACCUUGUUUGAAUAAUUUGCUUGCCUAUAAGAUUAAGACAUAUAAAUGAAAUAUUAACACAAAUAAAUGAAAUGCACAAAACCAAAAUACUUAUUUACCAGCAGGUUAAAAAAAAAUCAAAAAUCAGUGUCUGUUUUAUCCUAAUGCAAAUAUGUAUUUGUAUAUUCAUACAUGUAUGAGUGCUGAGUUGUGCGCAUUGCUGUAAAUUGAUACAGUCCAUCAAGCCCCUAGCUUUCAUCUAAGUGUUUCUUGGCAGAUGUUAUCUAGACCUUGCCCAGACUUGAAAUACAGUCAGAGAUGAAUUUCUUCCCUGUGUGUCUGGAUCAGGGCGUAGUGCAUCUGUGAGAAGUUCAGUGUGCUGUAACUUUUCCUGUUAGUACUGCUUUGUGCAGCAUGUGCUCUAUGUCUUGCACUUACCACCAGUGCUAAUGACCUUCAUACUGCUAUUUGCAAUACAUUUUGUUUGCACCUGUGUUGUAAAUUCCCUCUUUCAUAACUUCUGCCCUCUUUCUAGUCACCUCGCAUUUCUCAGUAUCACAAGACAGAAUGCUGCAGCAUUACUAAUUUUCGUGCUUCUGUGAACAGUCAUGGUUCUGCAUCUUCUUACGAGAACUCUCAUAGUGAGAGAAAGAUUUCCCAUGUGUGCUGCUGCCUUCCAGGGAUUACAGAUAGUUUCCAGUCAGAGAAGUUUAAAACUUGCUAACUGAUUUACAAAAAUGAGGCUUUGUUGGUUUGUUCAUCAGGAAAACUGUUCUUCCAAAGGUAGGUGGAAGGGAAAGGAAGGGGUUGUUACUGUGAUUUUUUUGAACUCAAGGCUUUAAAUUCUAUUGAUUUUUCACUACCAUUAUUUUAUGAAUCAGGGAUAGCCUGUGCAGCCAAGACAAUAUUACUGUAAGACAAAUGUGGUAAAACUACACAGAGAGAAUCAACUUCUCAUAGAAAUUUGGGGUGUUUCUCAGUUCGGACAAGGUUACAAGAGUUCUGAGGACAUCGCUGGUCUCAGUAGGACUGCUACUUUUGUAAACUUGAGAGGUGCAUAGUCUCAUAUUGCAUCUAUGUGUGACCUUGUUCUACUCUGAAAUAAUUCAGAUCAAUAACUGAAAUUUUUAGUGCUUAAUAGCCGUGCUUGGAUAAAGCUUUUGAAACUGACCUGUCAUCCACUGACUCAUUACCCAGACAUCUUGUCUCCAGCAUAGCAAAGAUGGCAAAUUUUUCACAAAUGCCACACAUGAAAUGAAAUUUCAGAAUAUAUCGUCCAGAUUAGAAAAUGAUAAAAACUACAUUAUGGUAAGUGACCCUGUCACACUCAGGUUUGAAUCUGCUCAUUAUCUCUCAUGUGUCACCUACAUUACCUCGUAUGCAGCACCAUCUUGGGAACAGAUGAAGCAAAUUCUCAUGUUAGGGGGAUACUCUGAUCAGAAGUGACAAAGAAAGGCUAAUGGCAUCCUGGCUUGUAUAAGAAAUAGCAUAGCCAGCAGGAGCAGUGUGAGGUAGUCAUCUCCCCGUACUCAGCUCUGGUGAGGCUGCACCUGAAAUACUAUGUUUAGUUUUGGACCCCUUACUAUUAGAAAGACAUCGAAGCCCUGGAGUGUGUCCAGAGAAGGGCAACCAAGCUGGUGAGGGGACUGGAGCACAGGCCUUAUGAGGAACAGCUGAAGAAAAUUGAAUUUUUAGUCUGGAGAAAAGGAGAAAGGAGGCUAAGGGCAGACUUACAGCUCUAUAACUAUCUGAAAAGGGGUUGUGGUGAAGGGGGGCUGUGCCUCUUCUUCCAUGUAACUAGCAAGGGGACUAGAGGGAAUGGCCUCAAAUUGCACCAGGGGAGGUUCAGAUUGGUUAUUAGAUUUGUUCCCAAAAUAGUGGUCAGGUUCUGGAAAGGAGGUAAUUCAGUCACUAUACCUGGAUGUGUUCAAGAAACAUGUAGAUAUGGUACUAAGGAACAAGGUUUACUGGGGGAAUGUUGGUGGUAGGUGGAUGGCUGAACUAGAUGAUCUUGGAGAUCUUUUCCAGCCUUGGUGAUUUUAUGAUUCUAUUCUGUGAUUCUGUAAGUGUAGUGUUUAUUGUCUGGUAGUUUUAUGAUGUUUAUUUCUGCUCAGAUUGUAAUAUCAAUACUAUUGAAUCAUUUAUAAAAGACUAAUUCAGUUUUUCCUUUGGAAAAGAAAAUUUUGCUGCAAACCAGAUGUUGUGUCUGAUCUGAACUUUCAUGGGUAAAUUGAUUACAAAAGCAGAAACUGCUUAUUUUUCCUCAAGAGGAAAUAUGCUGGAGAGCACAACAUUGAACUAAUUUAUAAGAACUAUAAAAUUAUCAGUCUUCAGUCUUACUCUCUGCCACUACACACACACACAUCAAAAGACUUGCAUUCUCCUACAUCAUUAAGAUAUGGCUUCCAUUCUAAUCUUACCAAGGGUUCAAGCAGAAUUAUAUUGUGGUAUGCAGCAUAGAAAAUGCCACCAACCUACAGGCUUAGUAUGUUGCUUCCAUCAUUGCUGGAAUUGCUUUGCCUACCUGAAGUACACACAACAAAAAAUAUUCAGUCUCUUGGAAAGCUUUGCUUCAGUGAUUCUUCAUUUCUUUAUGUAAUUUCUGAAAAGUCAAACAUUUUAUUCCUGCAUGUUCUAAUAUUCUGUGCAGUAUCAGCUAUUAAAGUUAUCUGCAUGGGAAAUAACCGCUUCUCACUAGUUCUUUAUUGGCAAUACAGGAAUUAAGCACAGGGGAUUUGGCUUUAACAUUUGGAAUAUAGUUUGAGAGCUUUACCAUUCUGUCUUCCUGGAAUAAGCAUAGUUUUUUAUAGGAUUGUUAAAUGGAGUUUCUAUUUUGCAGAGAUGUAUUCAUUCCUGAUAAGAGUGUGCUUUUAAAAGCACUCAGAUUUGGCUUAAGUCCUUUCUUCUUCAAUAGUAAUUUUGCAAUACCUGUUAAGUCUACUGCAAAUAUUAAUUGGUCUCCAUCUCCUACAUGAAUUUCUGUAAAAGACAAAAUCUAAAGGAUAGGUGAAAUAGCUUGAGCUAUCGUUGUCAUGUGGGAUGGGGAGGGGACAUCUGACAACUCAGUGUGAAUUGUACUCCAACGCCAGGCAGAGUUAAUACCCCAGAUCUCACAAUCUACAUUGCCAUUUUCAGUUUUGGGGCAAGGGUUUGUUUGAAUACUUGUGACUGUAACAGAUGUUUAAAUUGGAAUAAUUUGAUUCUUAAAGAUGAUGAAAGAAGAGGAGAGCUGCCUAUCUGAUUCCAGUGAAUGGGGAAGUCUGAACACUAGCUUCAUAAGCUUGUUACUGGCACAAAUGAAAUGGCUUUGAAAGAGCUAUCUUGAGAGUCACAAUAUAAUUCUGACAAAAUUUUGUCAUUUUCUUCAUUUCAUUUUGUGGAAAAACUAGCAACAGGAUUCCCUGACAUGGUCAUCUGUCUACAUGCUAUUGACAUCAACUGUGAAGAUAAGGAAUAGGCUGAGCUCACUGUGUUCCUUUUUACCAGCCAUUCAUUGUUGGUAUUGCAUAAUGAAGACAGGCUUCCUAACUAAACAAAUGGGUUAUAUGCAUUUCUACUUGUAAUAUAUGUACAUGUUAAGUCCAGGGGGCCUCCAAUCUUCAACUGUUUUUUGAUCAUAAGCAAAUACUGCUUUGUGCCAGAGUCUGAAGGCCAUAUGCCUGUAUGUUCCCUUUCCUCACCCUGUAAUUAACUCUUGAGAGCCGCUCCCAAGAAUCCUUAAAAUCUUAUUGAUCUUAUAAAAAUGGAACAGCCAGCCUUAGGAGAAUUGGCUAGUUUAACAGGCAGGUUUUAUGUGAUGACUUUAAGUAGGAAAAUUAAGUCCAAAUGAGAAGCAGACUAACAUUUGGCCUUAGUUAUAUCGAAGAGUGUCCUUCAUGGAAAAUUCCAACUAUUUUUCAUGUGAGUCUAUUUCAUGCUGUGCUUUCAGGAUUAAUUUGAUUAAAUUAUUUUAAUCUCUUUCUGUUUGUGCCUGGUCAUUAGUGAGAGUUUUCAGUCUGUAUGUGUUGUUCCUGAAGGUACUUAGCUAACAGUAAGGUUGGAGGAGUUAAUGAUGCCUUUUGGUCUGGAGCUGAAAAGCAGGAGAAAGACGCUGGAAAGAAACAGCAGGCAGAAAAAUGAUGCACAGGGACACUCAAGGCAGUCACUUGGCAGUGAGGCUUUUCUGCAACCCAGAGUUGUAUUUACCAGUA